Triticum aestivum (bread wheat) is the source of this 1242-nucleotide messenger RNA. Its product is annotated as expansin-B2. Gene Ontology annotation, biological process: sexual reproduction. Bases 60 to 881 code for a protein of 273 amino acids. The record is from RefSeq and is a predicted model, not a curated record. The transcript is spliced from 3 exons. Gene Ontology annotation, cellular component: extracellular region. NCBI's taxonomy places the organism in Eukaryota, Viridiplantae, Streptophyta, Magnoliopsida, Poales, Poaceae.
CAAACAGGAAUAGUACAUAUAUCCUACAAGGUUAGCAAGAAGGUUCAUAGUCGACCAAUAUGGCUGGCAUCUCCACCAAUGCCAUUGUCCUUGUGCUUGUGGCACUCCUCUCCGUGCUCGUCACGUCCGUCCGUUGUGCGGCCAACUACGACACCGCCGCCGCUAGAUCCUACAACUCCGGCUGGCUCCCCGCCAAGGCCACCUGGUACGGAGCACCCACCGGCGCCGGCCCCAUGGACAACGGCGGUGCUUGCGGUUUCAAGAACGUGAACCAGUACCCCUUCUCCUCCAUGACGUCCUGCGGCAACGAGCCUCUCUUCGACGGCGGCGCCGGCUGCGGCAGCUGCUACGAGAUUCGAUGCGUUGCCGCCAACAACCCUUCCUGCUCCGGCCAGCCGAGGAGGGUGGUCAUCACCGACAUGAACUACUACCCCGUGGCCAGGUACCACUUCGACCUUAGCGGCACGGCGUUCGGGGCCAUGGCCAAGAACGGCCUCAACGACAAGCUCCGCCACGCCGGCAUCAUCGACAUGCAGUUCAGGAGGGUGCGCUGUAACUUCCCGGGCAUGAAGGUCACCUUCCAUGUCCAGCGCGGCUCCAACCCUAACUACCUCGCGGUGCUCGUGGAGUACGCCAACGUGGACGGGACCGUGGUGCGGAUGGAGCUCAUGCAGACCAGGAACGGCCGCCCCACGGGGUCCUGGGAGCCGAUGCGCCGCUCUUGGGGAUCCAUCUGGCGGAUGGACACCAGCCGCCCGCUGCAGGGGCCAUUCUCCAUGCGCAUCACCAGCGACUCCGGCAAGACGCUGGUGGCCAACAGUGUCAUCCCGGCCUACUGGCGGCCGGACAAAGCCUACGGGUCCAACGUCCAGUUCUACUGAUUUUGGCUUACCUAUAUACCUGCUUCUCCGAUCGAUCGAUGUCGAUUGAGUUGAUGCUCCUGGAUUUCUCUUCUCAUCAAACGCUACCUAUUGUUCAUUGUAAGUGAUAAGGCCUUGUACAACGCAAUGCAAGGUCUUUAGUGAGGUAUAUUUGUAAAAAGGUACCGGUAAUUUCUUAAGUAUCGGUGUUUAUUUGUAUUGUAGCACAUAAGCUUACUUAGACACCACUGUUAUCCAAAAAGGAUCGGGGCUUAAGGAAAACCAGUUUGUAUUUGCAAGCUCCUCUACAUGGUCCAGAUAUUGCUAGCUAACUGGAUGAUCAACAUUGGCUGGCCAAUGCAUGUUGCCGGGCUCUUUAAUU